AUGUAUCAUCGGCAAACUACUAGUAAAGGGCCCUCUAAUCCCAUGCAGAUUUACCAGCAACCUCCAAGGCUUCUCAUUGUGCAUAUCGCUCUACCAUCCUGGGCUGACCUCUGCUCCAACCUCUGUGAGGCUCUGCAGAACUUUUUCUCUCUAGCCUGCAGCUUGAUGGGCCCCAGCCGCAUGUCCCUCUUCAGCUUAUACAUUGUACAAAAUCAGCACGAGUGCAUCCUCCCCUUUGUGCAAGUGAAAGGGAACUUUGCUAGGCUGCAAGCCUGCAUCUCAGAACUCCGCAUAUUGCAAAGAGAAGGUUGUUCCAGACCACAAGGCACUUCUGUGCAGCUGGCAAUAGAGGAUGGGCUCCAGCAGUUCAAACAGUACCGUGGACACAUGACCACAAGUACAGCUGUGACCUACACCUCCCUGGAGAUUACUGUUCUGACUUCACAGCCUGGAAAAGAGGUGGUCAAACAAUUGGAGGAGGGAUUGAAAGAUACAGACCUAGUCGGGGUUAGGAGGCUUCAGGUGGUUGAGAUUACACAGGGAGUCCUAGAAUGUAUGGACUCAGCAUCCCCUGUUGAAGAGCCCAGCAUUGACGAAAGUUCUGUCCUGGGAACUGAUAUUGACCUUCAGACUAUAGACAAUGAUAUUGUCAGCAUGGAGAUUUUCUUCAAAGCCUGGCUGCAUAACAGUGGAACAGACCAAGAACACAUCCACCUUCUUCUUCCUUCACGGAGUUUCAGCAACAUUUCCAGAGCCAGAGAUAAUCCAAUGUGCCUGAAAUGUGAUCUCCAAGAGCGACUUCUCAGCCCAUCCCUGCUCCCUGGAACAGCCGAUGGAUCCCUGAGAAUGGAUGACCCCAAAGGAGACUUCAGCACCCUCUACCAGAUGGUUUCCCAGUCAUCAGUCUCUAGUUACAAGCUCCGGGUGAUCAAGGCUCUAAAAUCCAGUGGGGUCUGCGAAUCAUUGACGUAUGGACUUCCCUUCAUCCUCAGACCCACAAGCUGUUGGCAGCUGGACUGGGAUGAGCUGGAGACAAAUCAGCAGCAUUUCCAUGCUUUGUGUCACAGCCUACUGAAAAGAGAAUGGUUGCUGUUGGCCAAAGGGGAGCCCCUGAGCCGAGGACGCAGCCUGAGAGAGCCCGCCAGCACCUUCUACGUGAUCCUGCCAUCUCGUUCUCCCACUCUGCUUGUGAAGGCAGUGGCCACUCGGGAACUGAUGCUGCCCAGCCCUUUCCCCCUGCUGCCUGAGGACAUGCCUGAUGACAGCCUUAAGAUUGUGGAGAGCAUGCUGGACAACCUGGAGCUAGAAUCCACCUACAACCCCUUGGAGGUUCGGAGCCACCUGUACUCACACCUGAGCAGCACCUUUGCCAAGCCUCAGGGUUGGCUCCACCCAAGCUGGGAGAGCCGGCCUCUGAGAAAGCAUCCCUGCAAGGCUGGGCCACUGCAAACAAAUCGAGUUCGAGCCACAGUGGCCCCUCUGCCUAUGACCCCAGCCCCUGGCAGAGCCCCCAAGAUGCCAGCAGCAAGCAAAGCUUCCUCAGAAGUCUUCCAGCCUUCCAUGGAGGAGGAGGAGGAAGAGGCAGACGAGGACUAUCCCUAAGUCACCAGCACCAUAGCAGAGCGUGCCCUGCUCAUGCACAUCCAUGCCAAGGUCACACAAUGG
Hippopotamus amphibius kiboko is the source of this 1665-nucleotide messenger RNA. It is a transcript of the gene M1AP, whose product is annotated as meiosis 1 associated protein. Lineage: Eukaryota; Metazoa; Chordata; Mammalia; Artiodactyla; Hippopotamidae. The coding region runs from base 1 to 1602 and encodes 533 amino acids. Gene Ontology annotation, biological process: spermatogenesis; meiosis I; male meiosis chromosome separation. The record is from RefSeq and is a predicted model, not a curated record. The transcript has 10 exons.